Messenger RNA from Balaenoptera musculus (blue whale), 3545 nucleotides. RefSeq names its product zinc finger protein 883-like. Gene Ontology annotation, biological process: regulation of DNA-templated transcription. The record is from RefSeq and is a predicted model, not a curated record. NCBI's taxonomy places the organism in Eukaryota, Metazoa, Chordata, Mammalia, Artiodactyla, Balaenopteridae.
CGUUCACAGGUCGGGAGAAGGGAAGAUUGUGGAGCGUCUCUGUCGGGGUCGCAGCUGAAUCUUCACCGUCCUCUACACCCUCCCAAAACCUACCGAAAAUGAACAUAUCUGAGACAUCAGUGUCAUUCAGGGACGUGACUGUGGAGUUUACCCUGGAGGAGUGGCAGUGUAUGAGCUCUGCUCAGAGGACCCUGUACAGAGAUGUGAUGCUGGAGAACUACAGCCACCUUGUCUCAUCGGGAUAUUGUUUAACAAAACCAGAUGUAAUCAUCAAGUUGGAGCAAGACGAUCCAUUGUUGUUAGAGGAAGAGAUUCUAAGCAAGAGCCAUGCAGACUGCAAACUUGAUAACCUCUUAGAGAAAAGCCUGGCAAAUCAAGGAAAACAUUUGCAGCAAGACUUUUUUACUCAACUUCAGAAUACAGACACAGGUGAGAAAACUUUCAGCCAGAAGUCACACUGCAGAGAACAUCAGAGUACUCACUCAGAAAUAAAGCCCUUUGAAAUUGGAAGUAACUUAAGCCCUAAUGCAGCCCUUACCAUAUCCCAGAAACUUGACACAAAGAAGAGCUUCUGUGAUGAUACCAUAUUUUGGCAAACCUUAUACCCUCAGACUACCUUUACUGUACAUCAGAGAACUCAAAUGAGUGUGAAACCCUAUGAAGAAUGUGGAAAAUCCUUCUCUAGGAAGUCAUACCUCAUUGGACAUCAGAGAACUCAUAGUAGGGAGAGACCUUAUGCAUUCAAUGAAUGUGAGAAAACUUUUACCCACAUGUCAUACCUCAGAGAACAUCAGAGAAGUUGCAUAGGGGAGAAACCCUAUGAAUGUAUUGAAUGUGGGAAAGCUUAUGGCCAUAAAUCAACCCUAAAAAGACAUCAGAGAACUCACACAGGGGAGAAACCCUAUGAGUGUAGUAAAUGUGGAAAAGCCUUCUAUAGAAAUUCUCACCUCACUGAGCAUCAGAAAAGUCACACAGGGGAGAAACGCCAUGAAUGUACUGAAUGUGGGAAAGCUUUUACACACAUAUCAUACCUCAGAAAACAUCAGAGACGUCACACAGGGGCGAAACGCUAUGAAUGUGGUGAGUGUGGAAAAUCUGUCUGUAGGAAGUCAUACCUCAUUGUGCAUCAGAGAAUUCACACAGGGGAGAAAGCCUAUGACUGUAAUAAAUGUGGGAAAACUUUUAGACAUAAGUCAUCCCUAAAAAUACAUCAGCGUACUCACACGGGGGAAAAACCCUACGAGUGUAAUAAAUGUGGAAAAUCCUUCAAUAGAAAAAGUUACCUCAGUGAUCAUCAGAGAAGUCACACAGGGGAGAAACCCUAUGAUUGUAAUAAAUGUGGAAAAUCCUUCCAUAGAAAGAGUUAUCUCACUGAGCAUCACAGAAUUCACACUGGGGAGAAACCCUAUGAGUGUAACAGAUGUGGGAAAUCUUUCUAUAGAAAGUCUUACCUCAUUCUGCAUCAGAGAAGUCACACAGGGGAGAAACCCUAUGAGUGUAACAAAUGUGGAAAAUCCUUCUAUACAAAUUCUUACCUCACUGAGCAUCAGAGAAGUCACACAGGGGAGAAACCCUAUGAGUGUAACAAAUGUGGAAAGUCCUUCUAUAGAAAGACUAACCUCACUGAGCAUCAGAGAAGUCACACAGGGGAGAAACCCUAUGAGUGUAACAACUGUGGAAAGUCCUUCUAUAGAAAGUCUAACCUCAUUGAGCAUCAGAGAAAUCAUACAGGGGAGAAACCCUAUGAAUGUAUUCAAUGUGGGAAGGCUUUUAACUGGAAGUCAUUACUAAAUAGACAUCAGAGAAUUCAUACUGGGAGAAACCCUAUGGAUGUAAUGAAUGUCAGAAAGUUUUCACCUAUAAAGUCAACCUCAGGUUACAUCAGAGGGUCCACACAUGAGAGAAACCCUAUGAAUGUAAUACAUGUGAAGUAUCUCUCUCUAGGAAGUUUCACUUCACUCGGCAUCAGAGAAUUCACACAGGACAGAAACCUUAGGAGUGUAACAAGGGUGGAAAAUCCUUCAAGAGAAAUUCUCAUCUACCUCUGCAUCAUAGAAUUCACACGGGAGAAACCCUGUGAAUGGAUUGAAUGUGAGAAAGCUUUUAGCCAAAUGCCAGUCCUAAACACUUCAGAGAGCUCACACUGGGGAGAAAUCCUAUUAUUAAUGUGGGAACGUUUUCAUCUACAAACAACCUCAGAGUACGUCAGACAGUCGCCACGUAGGAGAAACCCUAUGAAUGUAAUGGAUAUGGGGAAACUUUGACUGGAAGUGCAGCAUCAGAGAACUCAGGGGAAGAUCAAUGAAUAUAAUAAACGUGGAAAUUUUCCCUUCGAGAGAUCAACUAUCAAUCAACAAAACUCACAGAGAAAUCCCUCAUGUGUAUUGUGUAUGGAUAGUGUUUCAACCAGAUUUCAGCCCUCAUUGGACAUUAGAGGACUCACACAAGAGGUAAAUCCUUGAAAUUAAUCACUUAUGAACAGUCUUUCCGCCAGACUACUCAGUGGGUGUUAGAAAUUUACACAGGAGAAAAUGCCUGUGAAGGAAAUGGAUAAGGAAAACUUUUCUCCCCAAAGACCACCUUCAAUUUAAUUGUACUGGAAUCCAACAUGAGGGUUGUGGGAAUUAUGCACUUUUUAUGCAAAAACUAUCAUCAUGUAAAUACGUUAGAGGAUACAUUUGGUUAGUUAAAAUACAUAUGUUCCUAUUUUUUCCUACUGUCUUCUGGUCAGUGUAUAUAAGGAAGACCAUUGUUACUGAAUUGCCUCUUCAAGAAAGAAGCCAAACAAUGUUUUCUGCAAGACUUUUAUUGUCUCAAGGUCAGCAGUGCAUUUAGUGUGAAUAUUAGAUUCAUUAUGUAAAAGUCAUAAGCACAGUUGUUGGGAGAACAAAUCUGAGUCAAUCGAGGAGUUGCUGUGAGCAGUGGUACUCAAUAUUUACACUGUAAACAGAAAAAGAAGUUGUAUUUUCAUUCUCCUUUAGUUCAAAAUAUUUUAAAAUUAUCUGGGAGUUUUUUGACCCACACGUUAUUUAGAAAUGUGUUGUUCAAUCUGCAGAUAUUUUCAUAUUUAUAGCCAUGAUUUAUUAAUGACUAGCUUCAUUGUCUUGUCAUAUGAGAAAAUACUUUGUAUGAUUUCUGCUCUUAAAUUUGUUGAAUUGUGCUUUCUGACCCCAACUAUUUCCUAUCUCAAAGUGCCAUCUGAGCUUAAAAAUGUGUAUUCUGCUGUUGUAGAAUAAAGUAUUCUAUAAAUGUUGAUUAGAUCCCAUUGACUGAUGGUGCUGCUCAGUUCUGCUAUGUCCUUGUUUUGACUGAUGAAUCCAUGAAGUACAAAUGGAAGUUUGUUGAAAUCUCAGACUAUAAUUGUUAUCAGUUCUUGCCUCACCAAUUUGGAUGAUCUGUUUUUAGGCACACACUCUUAAGGAUUGUUAUAUCUCCUUCUUGUCUCUACCCCUUUGUCAUUAUGUAAUGCUCCUCUUUAUUCCUGAUAAUUUUCCUUUCUUAAAGUCGGCUUUGUCUGAAAGUAAUAAAGCUACUCUAGUUUUCUU